This is a messenger RNA of Bradysia coprophila, 764 nucleotides long. RefSeq lists its product as uncharacterized. Gene Ontology annotation, cellular component: extracellular matrix. The record is from RefSeq and is a predicted model, not a curated record. NCBI's taxonomy places the organism in Eukaryota, Metazoa, Arthropoda, Insecta, Diptera, Sciaridae.
UGAGUGUCUUCGAACAGUGGUCUGUGAAACUUUGAAUUGAAAUUAUUGUGUGCAUUUUCGUUUAAGUGAAGCAAUUAGCAAAGGAAAUAUCAAACGAAAAAAAUGGCAAACAAAGUGUGUACCGUCUUAGUUCUAGCUCUAGCUAUGUUCGGAACAGGAGCAUUAGCGAAACCAGGAUAUGCCGCAGGAUACGCUGUUGAUUAUUAUGAUCAUCCAAAAUACGCUUUCAAUUACGGUGUAUCAGAUCACACAACUGGUGAUCAUAAAUCGCAGCACGAAACUCGUGACGGUGAUGUUGUAAAGGGUCAAUACUCCCUCGUUGAACCAGACGGUUCCGUACGAACAGUAGAUUACACAGCCGAUCCAGUCAACGGUUUCAAUGCAGUCGUUUCCAAGAGCGCUCCAACUGUUCACGCACAUGCCGUUCAUGCCGCACCAAUUGUUAAGGCUGUUCCAGUCGUCCAUGCCGCUCCAAUUGUGAAACAUGUCGUACCAGCUGUACAAAAAGUUGUUUAUGCAUCCCCAGCACCUAUCGUUCAUGCUGCUCCACACUACGCUGCAGCUCCCAUCCAUUAUGCAGCACCAGCUCACUAUGCUACUUCAGGACACUAUGCUGCUCCAGCUCACUAUGCCGCACCAUCUCUUCAUUAUUCCGACUACGAUCACUACGAUUACGAACCACAUCAUUACUCACACUAUUAAACAUGUAUACGAAAUGUUUUCAAGCCAAAAAAAAACAUUGAAAAAUGAAAACUCCUUCACUA